UCUUUAAGUAUUAUAUAAAUUUCAUAAAUUUUUUAAGCCAUGGAUACGUUGUGUAAAUUUUUAAGUGCCGAUCUGUAUUGUUUACUAAAACAGAUUUUUAGCAAUCUAGUCUCUGGAUCUUCGUCUUCCGAUUCAGAUGAAGUAUUUGCUAUAAAAAGAGUGCGAAGUAAUGUGGAUAUAGCGGGUCAAUUGGUGACCCGUCCUAGUUAUACAAUAAGACACGAGUACCCAGGUCCUUUGGUCACCUACGAUGGUGAGGCGCGAUGUGAGCCGCGUCUUAUUCGAUUUUCCGACUUGAACACGAGCCAAUUGGACCUCAUUUUUGAAGCUUACAAAGGUGAAGACGAUGAUCUACACAAGAAACACAGGAAACAGUGCCCUAAAAAAGAGGAUUCAUGCGAGGAAAAUCCCAGAAGUAGAGUAACUUUCAAGGAGAAGCCAAAGUGUUCUAGUAAAAAGAGAAAUUUUGGGUGUCAAACAACUUUUCCCAUAGACGAUGACUGCUUUGAAGAGGAUUCAGAAGAUGAUGAUGAUCAAAAAGAGGGAAUAAACACGAAACUUGUGCAUUUUUUAAAGGGUCUUUUUCCCCAAAAGAAAUGUUCAAACAAAUCUAGGUUGGCUGGAGGCAAGGAGAAAACCAGCGGCUUUGAUGAAAAUCCACCUCCUGAAGAGGAGCUCAAAGAGUUGGAGGAUAGAGCCCAGGCUUUAUAUGAAGACUAUAUAACAUCGACUUGUAAAUCAGCAUCAUGGGACUCUCUGAAGCCAGCGGCAAAACUUCGUUUUCAGUGGAAAGCUUUGACUGGCGAUGAUCUGAAGGAAACCCCCUACGAAAACUUCAGCGAGAGUUUCACCAGGAGUUUUCGCGAGGCUUUUCCAUCGGUCAAGGAUUCGUCGCUUAAAAACGAGAAAAGAAUCACCUGGUGCAGCAUGGACCGCAGCCAGCGAAUGCCCUUCAUACUGCAGGCUCUACUGUACCAAGUGGCCAUGGGAGCCAUCGAUCCCGAAGAUCACUGUGCUGUUCGUGAACUGUUUCACAAGCUGAGAUAGAGAUAAAGGAAAAAGUGCGUGUUUUCCAUUUCCAUUUCGAUUUUAUACGAACCAGAUGUCUUCGCUGUGGCCAAUCUAUUUUGGUGCCGAGCCUCGGGAAAUUCGCAGUUCUUCUCCCUCGAUUUUUGCUCUUGAACCAGAUUUGCCGAGAAUAAUGGAUCCCCUACUUCUGGCCAAGGUCGUCCCGCUGACAUGGCAUUGGCACUCGAUUAACAAUUAAGAAGCCGCCUUCAAGGUCGCGCAGAAUUAAGAUGGAAAAUCUCAACCAACCUCUAUGAGGAAAACUGAGGAAAACUUGGACCUGGGGGGCCGGAAUCAAUUUCCCAUGCGCAUACAUUAGCAAUAAAAAUUUGUUGUACCCCCUGAAACAGAAACAAAUAAAACAAACGAGA
Messenger RNA from Drosophila suzukii, 1439 nucleotides. RefSeq lists its product as uncharacterized. The record is from RefSeq and is a predicted model, not a curated record. NCBI's taxonomy places the organism in Eukaryota, Metazoa, Arthropoda, Insecta, Diptera, Drosophilidae.